Molecule: messenger RNA, 1999 nt
Organism: Chrysemys picta bellii (western painted turtle)
Lineage: Eukaryota; Metazoa; Chordata; Testudines; Emydidae
Gene: NME7
Product: NME/NM23 family member 7
Biological process (GO): CTP biosynthetic process; GTP biosynthetic process; UTP biosynthetic process
Cellular component (GO): centrosome
Molecular function (GO): nucleoside diphosphate kinase activity; ATP binding
Source: RefSeq, a predicted model, not a curated record
GGCCGCGAGUCCCGGGCCCAGAGCCGGGAACCCCCAGAGAUUCCCCGGGCGGGGGGUUAAAAACAAGCCCCACGCGCAGGGUCCCCGGCUGCGGCGAGCCCGCCCUCCCCGCGAGGGGCGUGACACACUCACCGGGCCGCCGCGCGCCGGGUCUGCCUGUCACCCCCCAGAGAGGGCUUCUCGGGCCCCCCACCAGCAAACCGACGCUCCCGUCCCUCCCCCCCCCGCACUUCCGCCACCUCUUCCGAGGCACUUCCGGGUUACUCACGGUCGCGCGCGCAUGCGCGGGGGUGGGGCUUCGGUUGCCAGGAAGCGGCUUGGGCAGAGAAGGCGUCUCGCUGAGUUUACGCUGCACCCGAGCCCGGAGGCGGAGGGGACGGUGCCAUGUGCCUUGGAUCCAAGGGCUCAAAUGGAUAAGAUUGAGAGCAGUGAUGAAGUCCCGCACAUCCAGCUAAAUUUGAGUCAAGACGACAGAUUUGCUUUCAUUGCAGAAUGGUAUGACCCGAAUGCUUCACUCUUUCGACGUUACGAACUCUUGUAUUAUCCGAAAGAUGGUUCCGUUGAAAUGUAUGAUGUGAAGAACCAUCGCACCUUUCUGAAACGCACAAAAUAUGAUGACUUACACCUAGAAGAUUUAUUUGUAGGCAACAAAGUUACUGUCUUUUCACGUCACCUUUCCCUAGUAGACUAUGGGGAUCAAUACACAGCCCGCAAGUUGGGUAGCCGCAAAGAAAGAACACUGGCUUUGGUUAAACCUGAUGCAGUGCCCAAGAUUGGAGAACUAAUUGAUAUCAUCAUUAAUGCUGGGUUUACAAUAACUAAAGCCAAAAUGAUGGUACUUUCACGGAAAGAAGCAAUGGAUCUCCACGUAGACCAUCAAUCAAAGCCCUUUUACAAUGAGCUUCUCCAGUUUAUUGCAAGUGGUCCUGCUGUUGCCAUGGAGAUCUUAGGAGAUGAUGCUGUGUCUGAAUGGAAAAAGUUACUGGGACCUGCAAACUCUGGCGUGGCUCGUUCUGAUGCCCCGGGCAGCAUUAGAGCAAUGUUUGGAACAGAUGGCAUAAGAAAUGCAGCUCAUGGCCCUGACUCUUUUGCUUCUGCUGCUCGAGAGCUGGAGUUGUUCUUUCCCUCAAGUGGAGGUCGUGGUCCAGCCAAUAGUGCAAAAUUUACAAACUGUACUUGUUGCAUUAUUAAGCCUCAUGCUGUUAAUGAAGGGCUAACUGGAAAGAUCAUAAAAGCCAUCCUUGAUGGGGGUUUUGAAAUCUCGGCUUUGCAGUUGUUCAACAUGGAACGUGCGAAUGUGGAAGAAUUCUAUGAGAUUUACAAAGGUGUUGUAGCUGAAUACACUGAGAUGGUUACAGAACUGUGCUCAGGGCCUUGUAUAGCGCUAGAGAUCAGGCAGCUUGAUCCUCAGAAAGUAUUCAGAGACUUCUGUGGGCCUUCUGAUCCUGAAAUAGCCCGUCACCUCCGACCUGGAACCCUGCGUGCCAUCUUUGGUAAAAACAAGAUUCAGAAUGCUGUCCACUGUACAGAUCUACCAGAGGAUGGACUUUUGGAGGUCCAGUACUUUUUCAAGAUUCUGGACAACUGACAGCAGAACAUGGAACUAUCUCCAGUUCCUAAACGAAAGACAGACAAGGAGAGACGUGUUCAUUCAUUUAUUGUCCAAUGUUUUAACCUGACUGAAAUACAAGAGCAAGAGCACUGUGCUCCUGGCUAUUUAUUACAUGUUAGAACAUAGAGUUUUGCACUUUAGACAACAUUUAACACCAUUCUAUGGGGUACUGCAUUGCUUUUUAUAAAGUUCAAAAUAAAGAUUUAUUUUCAAACAAGUGACUUUGGUUUUUUCAUACAUUACACUUUUUCUUGCAGAAAAAAUAAAAUUGUACAACUGCAUAAAUAUAAAAUCUUCCACCAUGAAAAUGGUUAAAACAUUCAGUAAAGACAUUAGCACCACACCAUGUGAUGCUGCCAGCAGAAGAAAAAAAAAAAAAAAAAGAAA